GGAUGCAGUCUUGUCAGUAUAUCUCUCAGGAACAAAGGUUUAAAUCCUGGAAGACCUUUUCUCUCUGUGAAAAGUCCUGUGUGUUAGAGUUGCAGGAAACAGGAGAAAGGAGGAUGGAGCUGCAGUCUCUACAGGAGGCUCUGAAAGUGGAAAUACAAUUUCACCAGAAACUGGUAGCUCAAAUGAAGCAGGAUCCGCAGAAUGCAGACUUGAAGAAACAGCUCCAUGAACUCCAAGCCAAAAUCACAUCUCUGAGCGAAAAGCAGAAACUUGUAGUCGAGCAGCUUCGAAAGAAUCUCAUAGUGAAACAGGAACUCCCAGACAAUAAACUUCUUAUCCAGCCUCUGCUCCACCUAGAAAGCAAACCGCCAACACCACAAGUGCAGCAGCAACCACAUCAGAUACAACUGCAACAGCUCCAACCCCAGCAGCUGUCAUGUGCAACACCUCUUCCAGGCCUGAGUGGUGGACAGAAAACUGUGACCACAGCCUCUAUGAUCACGGCAAAGACUCUACCUCUUGUACUGAAAGCUGCAGCAGCAUCUAUGCCCGCUUCAAUGAUGGGGCAGCGGCCAACCAUCGCCAUGGUGACUGCCAUCAACAGCCAGAAAGCAGUUAUCGGCUCAGAUGCCCAAAGCACUGCAGUCAACCUGCAGACAACUAGCAGAAUCGCCAAUCAGGGAACAGAGACUUUCCAGAUAGUGGCAAAAAACGCUGUUACUUUGCAGGUCCAGGCAACGACUUCUCAGCACAUCAAAGUUCCCCAGUUCAUCCCUCCUCCCCGGCUAACUCCCCGUCCGACAUUUCUUCCACAAGUGCGGCCAAAGCCAGCGGCACAAAACAACAUUCCCAUUGCCCCCGCUCCUCCCCCCAUGCUCGCAGCCCCACAGCUCAUCCAGCGGCCAGUCAUGCUAACCACAAAGUUAACCCCAGGUUCCCAGAAUUCCAUCCAUCCUGUGCGCAUUGUAAAUGGGCAACCCACAGCCAUUUCCAAAGCCUUCCCCGCAGCACAGCUCACUAGUAUCGUCAUAGCAGCACCAGGCACAAGACUGGCAGCUCCACAGACUCUGCAACUUCCGAAACCAAGUGUGGAGAAGCAGACGACUAAAACUCAGGUGGAACCAGAGAAGCCAACUGAAAGCAGUACGACAGUGCCACCUGCCUCCAAGCCAAAACGAGAGGAGAACCCACAGAAACUCGCCUUCAUGAUGGCACUAGGUUUGCUUACACAUGACCACUUAGAGGAAAUUCAAAGUAAAAGACAAGAAAGGAAAAGAAGAACAACCGCCAACCCAGUGUACAGUGGGGCAGUAUUUGAACCAGAGCGCAAGAAGAGUGCGGUGACGUACUUGAACAGCACAGUGCAUCCAGGAACGAGGAAGAGAGGUCGUCCUCCCAAAUACAACACGGCCUUGGGUUUGAGCGCCCUGCCACCCACCUCCCCUCCAUCCAGUCAUCCUGAUACCCCUGAAAGCGAAAAGGCCCAGAUCUCAUGUAGUUUCCCUGCAAGUGUCCCGCCUGUGUCCUUGCCUAAUCCUUAUUCCACAGACGCUGAUAUCCAUGAGGAUUUUUGCAGCGUCUGCAGAAAGAGCGGACAGCUACUGAUGUGCGACACAUGUUCACGUGUAUACCACCUGGACUGUUUGGAGCCUCCUCUGAAAUCCAUUCCCAAGGGCAUGUGGAUAUGUCCCAAAUGCCAAGACCAGAUGCUCAAGAAAGAGGAAGCAAUUCCCUGGCCCGGGACGUUAGCCAUUGUUCACUCAUAUAUUGCAUAUAAAGCAGCAAAAGAAGAAGAGAAGCAAAAAUUACUCAAGUGGAGCUCUGAGCUGAAACAGGAGCGAGAGCAACUAGAGCAGAAAGUGAAACAACUCAGCAGCUCCAUAUCGAAAUGCAUAGACAUGAAGAACAGCGUUUUGUCCCGGCAAAAAGACAUGCACAGCUCCUUGGACAAAGUGAAACGUCUUAUCCGGCUCAUUCAGGAUAUCGACCUCACCAAACAACCUGUCAACUCAGAGGUGACCUCUAACCACAGCCAGGACUGCAGUGCUACUGCCAACAUCCCCCCUCCUGACCCCAAGCCAGCCACAGCCUCCUUUCCUUCACCAGUCCAGAACUGCACCCAGGCAGAAGAGACUAAGUGACCUGCUGUCCUGUGACCGAGGGUACUAUGAAAAGACAAAAGCGCGUCCGAACCGCUUUCUGGGACGUACAGGAUCAGAAGCAUCCCAGGACAGGGGCGUAAGCACUGGAGUUUUGCCAAUCAACCUUUUAUUCUGUGUGUUCCACGUGUGAGCCGGCGUUUUCAUGCCAGCACCAUGCCAAGUGACAAAUAGAAUCAAAUCUUUACUCUCUUUACACCAGUGUGUGCCUGCAGCAGCCUCCACAGCAAGCAUAGAUAUCAGUCUAUUUUUUGUUUUUUUUGUUAUUCUUUCUUUGCGAUUUUUUUGUUUGUUCUUGAGAUGUG
Nanorana parkeri is the source of this 2464-nucleotide messenger RNA. It is a transcript of the gene PHF21A, whose product is annotated as PHD finger protein 21A. Gene Ontology annotation, biological process: negative regulation of transcription by RNA polymerase II. NCBI's taxonomy places the organism in Eukaryota, Metazoa, Chordata, Amphibia, Anura, Dicroglossidae. Bases 3 to 2141 code for a protein of 712 amino acids. The record is from RefSeq and is a predicted model, not a curated record. Gene Ontology annotation, molecular function: chromatin binding. Gene Ontology annotation, cellular component: histone deacetylase complex. The transcript is spliced from 17 exons.